Molecule: messenger RNA, 704 nt
Organism: Euleptes europaea (tarantolino)
Lineage: Eukaryota; Metazoa; Chordata; Lepidosauria; Squamata; Sphaerodactylidae
Gene: REEP5
Product: receptor accessory protein 5
Exons: 5
Coding region: 1-570 (189 amino acids)
Source: RefSeq, a predicted model, not a curated record
AUGACGGCGUCCAUGAGGCAGCGGUUCGACAAGUUCCUGCACGAGAAGAACUGCCUGACCGGCGUGCUCGAGAAGAUCGAGAGCAGGACCGGGGUGAGCAGGUCCUACGUCGCCCUCGCCAUUGUUGGUGUGCUGGCCAUUUAUUUGGUGUUCGGCUAUGGAGCAUCCCUGCUCUGCAACCUGAUCGGCUUUGCUUACCCUGCGUACAUCUCCAUCAAGGCCAUCGAAAGUCCUAACAAAGAUGAUGACACACAGUGGCUGACCUACUGGGUGGUGUAUGGCAUCUUCAGCAUAGCAGAGUUUUUCUCUGACAUCUUUCUCUCCUGGUUCCCUUUCUAUUACAUGAUGAAGUGCGGUUUCCUGAUAUGGUGCAUGGCCCCAAGUCCCUCAAAUGGAGCAGAGUUCCUGUACCACCGAAUUAUCCGCCCUAUCUUCCUGAAGCACGAGGGGCAGCUGGACAGUGUAAUCAAGGAUCUGAAGGACAAAGCUUCAGAGACAGCAGAUACAAUUACUAAAGAAGCCAAAAAAGCAACAAUAAAUCUACUGGGGGAGGAAAAGAAAAGCACCUAAAACUGGAAGAUAAGUGUCUUCAUCACUUCCCUUACACAGCUUGAUAUUACUGGGGACUGUGAUAUAGUGAUUUGAAUAAUGUUGCCUUGGAAACUUUUUUUUUUAGUUAAUAAAGGAAUGUGUUUUUAAAGCUG